Chilo suppressalis (striped riceborer) is the source of this 28527-nucleotide messenger RNA. NCBI's taxonomy places the organism in Eukaryota, Metazoa, Arthropoda, Insecta, Lepidoptera, Crambidae. The record is from the annotation of a GenBank genome assembly.
AUGGCCCCCAGAUCAGUUAUCGGUUGUAAAGCAGCUUGUACACUAUCUUGUCGCCACAGGAGCCGCGCGGGGGCGUCGCUGGACGACCGCUUUACGACCUCGGAUGACGCAGGCGGCGUGCGGCUCACCGUCUCCGCCGCCCGCACCGGGGACAGUGGCGUGUACACGCUACAAGCCAGAAACGCCGCCGGGCGUGAUGCGGCCCGGGUGCGGCUCGAGGUGGCGGCGGAGGAGACACCCACGGGAGAGGACCCGCCCACCUUCCUGCGCCGCCUGCAGGACCUCACCGUAAAGGUCGGCACUAGGACCCGGUUCCUCGUCGAAAUCGUCAGCUCUACAGAAUGCAAGGUGACGUGGUACCGCAACGAGCGGCGCCUGAUGGAGGCAGAGCGGGUUGCGCUGGUGCGGGACGGCAACUUCUGGUGCGCCGACCUGGCGGCCGUGAGUGUCGACGACGCGGGCCGCUGGACCUGCUCAGCGGAAAACGCGGGCGGCCGGGCCAGCUGCUCCGCGCACCUCAACGUGCUAGUGCCGAAGGCAUACAAACGACCAGAAUUCGUCGAGGAGUUAAGAGCGCUACUCACUGAGCAAGGCACAGUCUCCCUGGAGUGCAAAGUAGUGGGAGUCCCUACACCAGUGUUGCGCUGGUUCAAGGACAGUCGAGAGAUAAAAGCAGGUGACGUUUUCGCGCUGACUGCCAGCGCGGAGGACCCCACAUCCCUGGGGACAUACACAUGCGAGGCGGUCAACUGCAUGGGCCGCGCCUACUCCUCAUCCAAGGUCCACGUAGUUGGUCGCGCCAGCAAGGAGAGAACGACUGCUAGCGGCAUCGCACCAGAGCCGCCGCCGAUCUUCACGAAGGAGUUGGAGGACCAGUUCGUGAGGAUCUGCGAGCCGCUGACCCUCAGCUGCAGCAUCAUGGUGCCGCCGUGGCCGCGCAGCGUCGUCUGGUACAACAAAGAGGGGAAACUGGAACCCGGAGAGAGAUAUCACGUGGUGGAGGACGGUGUGGGAGGCUACUUAAUGGAGGUGCCUUCCGCCGAGUUUCCUGACGAGGGAGAAUGGAAGUGCGUCGCCACCAGCUCCGGCGGGAGGGUGGGCAUCUCCACUUGCUACGUCAGUAUGGAUGUCCCGAAAAACUACCGCAAGCCUCGCUUCAUGGAGAACCUACAGGCUGUACUGACUGAGGAGGGGCUGGUGUCCUUUGAGUGUAAGGUAGUGGGAUUCCCCACACCCGUGCUUAGCUGGUUCAAAGACGGUCAGGAGCUGAAACCAGGAGAUGUGUACCAGUUGACUGGAACCAACUCUCUGGGAUCAUACUGCUGCAUCGCUCGCAACUGCAUGGGCCAGGCUAGUAGCUCCGCAGAGCUCACAGUUGAAGAUAUCCAGAACCAGCUUAAUGAAGAGGAGAAACUGCAGCUGUUUUCUAAAAACCAAGCACCGAAAUUCAUACAGGGUCUGAAAAGUGUCGAAGCUAAGAUUGAUGAACCAUUCCGUUUUACUGUUAAAGUCGCUAUUCCGCCUGAGCCAUCGGUCCUCUGGUACAGAGACGAUCAGCCCGUAGAUGAGUCGAACCGCUGCCACUUAGUCAAAGAGGAGCAUGGAGUAUUUUAUCUUGACAUCCAAGCACUGGAGCUGCUAGACCAGGCUGAGUGGAAAUGCGUCGCCAUGAAUGACUUUGGCCACAGCGUCACUUCAUGUUUCCUCAAACUCAUCAUACCACGACAUUACAAAAAACCGCGAUUCUUGGAAAACUUACAAGCUAUUCUCUCUGACGAAGGUGCUGUUAACUUAGAAUGUAAAGUCAUAGGCGUGCCACAACCCGUGCUCAAAUGGUACAAAGAUGGAGAAGAAUUAAAACCUGGUGACAUUCAUCGAAUCAUAUCAGGACAAGAUGGAACGUGCUGUCUCGGAACUUACACAUGUGAAGCUCAAAACUGCAUGGGCAUUGCGGCUAGUUCGGCUUCUCUGCUUGGAUUUGAUGAUUCGAUGAAAGCCAAGAACAAAAAGAAAGCAGAAGAACAAGCUUUACAAAGAAAUCUAUCUCUUAGCACUAUUCACGAAGAAAGAACUUCGCAAAUGUAUGAUACGCCUGUUGGUGAUAUCACACUAGACGACAAAGGAGAAAUUUCAUUUUCUUUCGAUGGCAAGGAAGUGUCGGUUUCAUUAUACGAAACACCCGAUUUAACUGAAGAAGAAGCAUUACAAAUAGUGGAAAUGUACGCUGAUCAAUUAUCUGAAAAUGUCACUGAGCACAACGUCGUUGAAUUGCCUCCACUAAGAUUUGUAAAGGAGACGUCUACUUCCGGAAACUUGUUAAUGGAAGCUAUUAUUAUUGAUGUAUCUCCAGAAUACUUUGCUUCCCCCGAAGAAGACUUACGGACAGAAGCAGAUGUUGAAGAUCUCUCUAUUGCUGAUGAAAACGGUAUUCCACAGUUAUCUUUAGAUCCAGAUUUAGGUGGUGAGGAUUAUUUAGAAAAAACUAUGGCAUUAUUAUCAGAUGAAAAAUCUGACAUGCCCAAAAAAAUGCUGAGGAAAAAGUCGGAUUCACAAAGAAGUGGUGAUGAUUUCUACAGCUUUUCACGUGAUCAGUCUCUUUCAGAGGAGAAAAGAGACGAUGACACUCAAGUCUUAUCAGAGAGUGAAUUACAAAGCUUCGCUAGUGCACGGAGCUUGGACAAGCCAAAGUCCAAAUCAUCAAAACCUUCUCCAGAGGAAGGGCUAGAGUCAUCUGAUGUUACUAAAACUAUAGUGCAUAAAGAAGAACCUGCUAAGAAAACUGAUAAAGGAACUCCUAUUGCCAAAUCCAGGAGAGAACGAAGGAGCAGCCGUAGCUCAAGGCGAUCCAGUUCUGGAAGUGAAAAAUCCUUAAGCAAAUCAGUAGAUGAGUCCAUACCACCCCAAGUUCAAGUUGAUCUAGAAACACAACCCAAAAAUAUUACUUUAUCUGACGAAGAAUUUAGAGAAAAAAUUACUACUAUUAGUACAUCUCUAGCGAAAAUAAUAAAUGAUGUUCAAAUAAUUGAAAGAGAUAUUAUACUAAAAUCAGAACUAAUGUCAUCCGCUGCCACUGCAUCGAGGAGCUUGGAAAUUAUAAGUAGCUUAAUUAAACCCCUAUCCGAAAUACAAAGUAUUGCUGACGUUGUAAAAGAAUCACCAUUAGAAUCUAAAGAAGUUAGCCGCACACUUUUCAAUAAUCUAACACAUUCCUUAAAACCAUUACACCAGUCAUUAACGAUUGUUGAAAAAUGUAUAGAUGUAGAAAGUGAUAACAAGACACUUGUUAAGAAAACAUGUGUUGCAUUUAUAGAAACUUGUGGUGAAGAAAUGAAAAAGUGGAUGAACGCGAUCAAAGUUAUGAUUGAGUGGGAAUACACUAUUAGUGAACAAAAAAAUAUUUCAGAAAUGAAUUCGUUAGUGAAUGAAAUGAAUGCAGCAAUUAGAUUCUCAGCUGACACAAUAAAAGCCAGAAACUUGCUGAGUGAAGCCAGUGAGAUUAAAAUAGAAGAACCUACUCUAGAAACUAAACAUUUAAAGGAUACACAAAAAGCGGUAUUUGAAUUAAAGAUUCCACUGAAUUCUUUGUUAUACAUUGUAGAUACUGCGGAUAGCUCUCAACUCACAAAUGUUUGUAGAAUAAAAAGUGGUAAAGUGAUAUUAAAUGAUAUGUCAGCUUCGAUUCAAGACCUUCAAGUGGCAUUAGAGAAUAUUGAAUCUUUAUCCGUUAAGGAAUCAACAGCAAAUAUAUGUAAAUAUAAUACAGGAAUAAUUGAAACUGUUAUGGAAUCGGUCUUGAAAUUAAGAAAUUCUUUUGAAAAGUUGUCUACUGAAACUAAAAAUGAAGAAGAUAAGGAAUUAUUGAAAGAUGUUUUGAUAUCUAUUAAAAACAAUUUGAGGGAAAUAUCAUCUCAAAUUCAAACUACUGAAAAUAAUGUCGGAUCCUAUGAAAUCCUACAGAGUGAUAAUAAACUAGAAGUCCUGCAAAAGAUGGCUCAAAUUUUGAUAUCAUUAGAAAAUAAUAUACCACUAUUGAAUACAAUGCCUGAUGUUAGAACUAAUUUUGACCUUUUGCAUAAAAACCUAACAAAAGUUCUAGAAAAUGUUAUUGAGUGUAAUGAAGCUAAGAAAUACUUCACUUUUAUGGAAAUUUGCCAAGCCGUCAACAGACUCAAUACAUCAAUAUUAAACAUUAAUUCCGACCACACAUUGUAUUUAUCUAGUAUAAGUAACACAUUAAGAAUCAUUCAACAGACGUUUAUUAAUAACGUAUUUGAAUCAGAACUCAAUUGUGCCAUUUUGACAAAUAUUGCAGAUGUGCAAUUGAGUUUGCAAGAAGUAUUAAACCAUGCUGAUGAAAUCAGUAUGCAAUUAGAUUCCGAGCAUGUUCAAGAUAUUUCAACUGGUGUUUACGAAGCAAGUACAGCAAACAUAAUUAUAGAACAUAUUAAUCAGACGAUAGCAACAAUAAAUACUGUAAAAACAAUUGAUUCGACGCAAGAAAUAAAAAUGUCACUUCUUCCCGUAUUGGAGAACAUUUGCCCUAUAUUGGAAGACCUAAAACGAAAUAUUGCCUGUAUGAGGCCAAUCGAUAUUCUCGAAAGUGAACAUCUUUCUGAAAAUUCUGGUAGUUCUUUUGUCAAAACUUUAGCGAACCCUCUCCUGGAGUUAAAUCAAAAUAUUCUGACGUUGAAUCAAGUUAUUGCUGAAAAUACAGCUAGCCUGAAAGAAAAUACCGAAAUCGUAUCUGCGAUUGCAGAACCGCUUCACGAGUUAAACACUACCUUACAAAUUAUACAACACGAUGUUAUUUCACAACUUGGUGAAAAUAUUGAACCCUAUGACGUCAGUAUUAACAUGGUUAGUGCGGUCCAAAAUCUUCAGAGUUGUAUUGUUAUGAUAGAAGAACAAAACCCAGUUGAAUGCAUAGAUGAAAUGUCGACUUUAGAAGAUAUAUCUGGUAUAAAAACUACUGCAGAAACUAUACCUUCCGACCGCUUGGUUUUACCAAUAGCAAAAGAAAUUGAUUUACAACAAGCAGUUCAACCCUUAGACCAAGAACCAGUUUUAUCAGCAACAGCAAAAACUUUACAAACAUUAAAUGAACACAUCGAAGUACUCCAAAAUCCUGAAGUGUUAGAUGCCCUUGAUACUUUGUCUGAAGUGAGUGACUAUUCUAGUCUUAAAUCAGUUGCUUUAGGUUUGGGAGAGUUACACUCGGGCCUAGAAGAAAUAUUGCAUCCACUAAUUAUGGAAAGUUAUAAUGUUGUGCAAAAUUUAGUAAAUACUAGUAAGUUAACAGUGAUUGCAGAGCCCAUGCAAUUGCUUCAUCAAAGUUUAUCAGUGUUAGAUGUAAAUAACAUUCCAAUUUAUGAAGAUAUUUUAGAAAUACCUGCUGAAAGGAUAAGUACACUUAUGAUUAGCAUUUUUAAAUUUAAAGAAUAUUUAAAUGAAUGUUUAAAAGUGGUGUUUCCAGCUAUGGAGACCGCAGAUAAAACUAUAGAAAUAUCUAAUAAAGUUGAGACAUUAAGAGAGGGCUGUGAACAUCUUAAAGAUAUCUUAAAUGAGACCAAAUCUAUAUCUACUGAAACUGCUUUUAUUGAAGAAAUACAAAUUCUUGAACACACUGUUAACAAUUUACUUAACGCUACCGAUGUUUCAAAAGGAAUUCAAAUUAAUAAAGUUAAAACCGUUAUAGAAGACUUAUAUGAAAAUGUUAUGGCUAUUCAAGAAGAUCUAAUACAAUAUACUCCAUUUACUCCUGAAAAAUUUGCUGAUGAAGCAAAAUUAGUAAGAAUUGUAGAUGAAAUAGAAAAAAGCAUAGCUGUUUUAGAACAAUAUGACUUUGUUGACUUAUCUCAUGUAUCAUAUUUAACAUCUUGUACAACGCCGCAAUUGGCUUCUGAAAUAGAAUCAGACUCGUUAAAACAAAUGAACGACAUUAUUCAAAGUGUUGUAGAUGUUGUUCAAGAUUCGGUUCAGUUUACAUCUGUGGCUGAUCUAAUGAUCUUAGAAGACUUUUUCACAACUUGUAAAAAUGAGUUUGCCAUUUUGCAACACCUCGUAACUAAAUCCUUAAGCCAUAAAAAAAUUAUACGACUUAUACAAGAAUUCGGAUUUCUGCAAAAUCUCGUCAAAGAAUUUCAAACCAAAAGACAUGAAUUGCAAUUUUCUGAAGAUAUUAACAAAUAUUUGACAACAUUUUUCUUAGAAACAGACGACAACCUUGGAAAUGUACAGAAACUAAUUCUUAAACUCAUAGAUUCUCAAUCCGAUUUAUUGGUUAAUCGUCCAAAUGAGAAAGUUGAGGCUGUAGGAAUGUUUUUUAGAGAUACUUUAAACAAAAGUAUGGUUAAAUCAGAUACUUUCAAAGAAGUGAUCGGGAAAUUUGUCGAAGUAAUUGAUUUUGUUCACCCGAAAUUAAAAAAUCUUCAAGAAAAUAUUAUAAAUGAAAUAACAGAUCCUUUAACGGUAACGCACAGUGAUGAAUCUUUAUUAUUUGAAAAGAUGGAAAAUCUCUUACGCUUAGUUGAAAUAAAUUCUUCAUUAGGUUAUUUGGAUGAAACGGAAAAAGAAAUGCUCACAAGAGUUCAAAAAUGCUUACAAAAGCAUCAGAUUUACAAGGACGCUUUAGGAUCGGGAAAAUAUUUGAUUUUAUCGAAAUGUCUAUCUGAUUGUGGAACUUUGCUGCACAGUUUUAUCAUAGAUAAAAAUGAUUCAGUAAUUGCUAUUAAAAUGAAAGAUGACAAUAAUACCCUCAAAGCAGUCCUAAAUGAAAUGAUCGAACCACUUCAAGCACUUCGAGGAGAACUUUUAAGUAUACAAGAAAAAGUUUUUUCUAAUGCUGAAGAUGAUUCGGUUUCUGUAGAUAUAGGAACGUCUGAGUCUAUAGUAGAAACUAUGUCUGAUAUACACAAACAAUUCAGAGAACAAAUUGAAUCUUCUGAGACUGUUAUUGAUAUCGAAAAUAUUUCGUUAAUGAUGGAAGCAGAUAAGGAAAUACAUAUGAUACAGGAAAGUUUAAAAUCAAUGGACGAUUUACCUGCUUUGCAAGAGUGGAAAGAAAUUACCAAGUCCAUUGACGACGUAGAAAAAUCAUUACAUACUGUACUGACAAAAGACAAUGAUCAAAUAGACACUAACGAGAAUCUGCCUAAAGAACAAAGCCCGCAAAUUAUCCAUCAUAUAGAUCAGCUUAUAGAACUUUUGGAAACUCUUGACAAAACUAAUGUCAUUGCGAAAAUCGCUGAACUAAAAGGCCUUUACAAAGAAUCACUUAUCAAUGCACAAGAGCUACUAGAAAGUAUAACAAAUCAACAACAGACAAGUGAGAAAGAGACUGAGCAAACAUCUUUAAAUUAUAAUGAUACUCAAGUGAAAUUGGCACAAAAAUUGCUAAAUUCUCUUUCAAUAUUGCAAGUUCAAACAAUAAAUGUUGCACCGGAAAUAGGCUCAGAGACAAACACCGAUACAGUCCAAAAAAUAAUUCAAGUCACGUCGUGCUUACAAAAUGAUUUAGCUUUUGCAACAAGUGCUCAAGUAGUGAAGAUUGAUAAUUUAGAUAAUACCAAACAAGAAUCUUCUCUUGAAUCAAUGGAAAGUACAGCUUCUGAACCUUCUUUAUUACUAAACAUUACAAACGAUAUCGAUAAAGAGUCGGAAACUCCAGUUGACUUUGAAAAUAAAGAAAGUCAGUCUGUGGGGGGUAAAACUAUUGUGCCAAACGCAGAUGUAUUAACCAGAUUAGAAAAAACAGCUGAUGAAAGUGUUAUAAAAGAAAAAAUAAUAAAACACCCUGCACAAGAAAUUCUUGAAAAUAGUAGUAAAAUUACACCUGCAGAACUGCUUCUUAAUAAAGAAGUUGACUUAUUGCUGGGUGAAAACAUGGAGCUGACACAAGACAUUUUAGGAAUAGAAUCUGUCAAUGAAUCGCUGAAUCAAGGAGUUUAUGUAUUAGGUGAUAUGAAGCAUCACAUAGAGCAAUUUAUAUCAGAUAAUAUUUUAGAAGCCAUUGAAAAAUUGUCGACUGUAUCAAAUGUUGAAGAACUCAUAAAAACUGUGAACAUCGCUAAGCAAUUAUAUGAAAAUAUUUCUGCCAUAGAGUUAGUGUCAACACAAGACCAAAGUGAAUUAGUUCAGCCUAUGCAGGUAAAACAGUUGCAACUAACACAAGAACUUAAAAACUUUCUUCCGGUGGCACAGGAACAAUUAAUUGAUAAUUUACAAAAUGUGAUUACCAUUGAUCAAAAUGCAUUACAUCAAGUUAGAAGCAGUUUAAAUAUUUUGCAAGAAUUUAUUAUUUCUGUACAAACUACUACGUCUGAUGAACAAGAGAUGGCAUCUAUUUUACAAUCGCCAGACAAAAUUCAAGAACAUGCAACAUCUACCGAACCAAUAGAAGCUAUAGUUACAGAAGAAGUUUCAAUUGUUAUGAAUGAAGAUAUCAGCAGUAAUGCUACCUCAAAAGAUAUGGAUGCUUAUCUAAUAGAUAAUAUAUACAUCGAAACCAAAGAAGUAAAUACCGACGAACAAGUAGCAGAAAUAGUUGAAAAAAUAUCUUACAGCGAUACUGCUACAGCGUUAAAUGCCAAAGAAAUAUUACUACCUGAAGUUCUUGAAAUAGUUCCUUGUGAUGUAACCAGUUCCACUCAAGAAUUCGCUAAUAUAGACAAUGAAAAUGUAGUAAUUUGUGAAAUGGAAGAGCUUGUUAACUUAGAAGCUGAUAGUUUUGAUGAUGCUGCUAAACUGGAAACUACACCAGUCUUCAAAAAUUCAGAAGAACAAAUGUCUAAGUUAGAGACACUCAAACAGGACAUCGAAACUUAUUCAUCUGUUGAUUUUACUCAAAUUUUAAAUGAUUUAUCUAAACACCUUAAUUUAGAUAAUAUUGAAGAGUCAUUGACUAUAGCAAAAGUGUUAAGCAAAAAUAUUACAGAGAUUUUAACAGAUCAUCGCUUGAUAGAAAAGGAUUGCUUAGUUCCGUACUCAAUCAAGAAAUAUAAUAAGCAUCGACUUCUAGUUCAAGAAUUGAAUAAAAAUCUGACGGUUCUCCAAAAUGAUUUAAAUAAAAAAGAAAACCAAGUUAUAUCAGUGUUUGGUAUGACUUUAUACAAAAAAAUUAUAGAAACUAUAGCUAGGUUAUGUAAAAACAGCGCUGAGAUUCUGACCAAUGCUAAUUCUGUUGAUAUGAAAGAUAAUAAUGUUUUGCAUGACCAACUAAAAGAAGAUAAGAUUCCUACAGAAUUAUUACAAGCAGAAGAUGUUCAUAGCAUUCAUAAAACUAUAUCCGGUAAUGAUAAAGUUCAACAAUUACCACCGGAAACAGCAAGAAAUGAGGGACAGCCAAAUGUUUCUACUGCAAAUAAAGAGCGAAGUAUUGAUAUUAAAAACCCUUCAGUGAUACAAGAAGAAAAUCAAAAACGCUUUGGAGAUGAACAUGAAAUUAUUUCAGCUAAAAUUACUUCUGACUCUCUUCUUCACAAAAGUGGACAAUAUGAAACUCAUACAGCCGAACCAAAAGAUAUUAGUACUAAUAUUGAGAAUUUACAAGAUGAUAAAGCAUAUUCAGGAAAUGCAGGAACAAAUGAAGAAACUAAAAAAACUGCUUAUAUUCAAACAAUAAAACAACAAGAUAAUGUUUUGGCAAUCACAAUACCUGCGCUCAUAAACGAUUUAGAUAGCUAUGAAUUUUCGGAAACAAUGUUUGAUAACAAACGUAUCGUUACUAGCAGUGCAGAGAUCACUGUACCGAUAGAAAUCAAAAUAAAUGAAAAUGUGCCAAUGACUACAAAACUCGAACAAAAUAUCAAUGACUGUAUGGAUAAUAGCUCCUUCGAAAUGAACGAACAAUGCCAGUAUCAAUUGGCAAAAACUGCGGACCUGGAAAAAAUUGAGCAGUUAACGAUAUCAGACUUGGAUACCGUAGAUAGCCAAAUAGAACAACUAAUAACAAAUGUGACGCAAAUAGAUGUUUUUUGCACAGAAAUCAGUAAUAAUAAUAUUAAUGAUAACAAGGAUGUGAUUGUUGUAGAAAUAUUAGAUAUAAAAGAAAAUGAUAGUGGUAAUGAAAAAUCUAAUAAAGAAAAAAACACAAAACUUAAUAUCUUAUGUAAAGUUCCAUCGGUUGAACAUGAAACAUAUGAAGAUAUUGAGGAAGGCAAUGCUUUUGUACCAGUCGAUGAAGUGACACAAACAACAAGAUUGAUAAGUGCCAAUGAACAAAGUAAAUUAGUUGUUAAUACAGAAAUACCGGAAAUUGUUGAACAAACUGAUAACUUGUCUUUACCAGAUUUAAUAGCUAGUGUAUCAACCCACCAAAUUGGAUUAGAUGAACACUCUGUGACAGAUUGUGCAAACAAUAUUGCUAGGAUAGAAAGUAAUGAAAUUGAUGAUAAUACAAAUGAGGUUAAUGCCAGUAUACAAACAGAACCAAGGUCAAGCGAAAAUAAAUGUUUUGUAAGAGAUGAAAACACACAAGAGAAUUUCUAUAUGAAUAAUGAUAUCGUACCUAAAAAAACAGAGGUUAAACACUCUGAAGCAGUCAUCACAGUUAAGGCGCCCACAGUUGUAGAACAAACUGAGUCUUUUGUUUCAACUGAUACCACAUCUAAUCAAGCUCCUGUGCUAGAUACAGCACAACAACAUACGACUUGCACCAUAAAUGAAAAUAUGAAUGAAGUCACUACCAGUGAUGUUGGCAUAUUACUAUCCAUAAAAGAAAACGAAAAUGUAAGCGAUGAGGUUGAUAGUAUUAAAACAGCCAUCACAGUUAAAGCACCCGCACUUAUUGAACAAUACGAAUCUCAUGUUUCACCUAAUACCAUACAUGAACAAGCUGAAUAUUUUGUACUAGAUACAGCACAAGUGCAUAACACUUGCACAAUUAACGAAAAUUUAAAUACUAAAGUAAUCGAUUCUACACAUUUUGACUUAAUAUUAGAUACAAUAAAAAACGAAAACGUAAACAUUGGGAUUGAUCAUACUAAAUCAGCCAUCACUGUUGAGGCACCUGAAGUUGUUGAACAGACUGAGUCCCUUGAUCCAUCCGAUACCACUUAUGAUCAAGUUAAAUAUUCUCUUCUAGACACAGCACAAAUACAUACCACUUGCACCAUGCUUGAAAACGAAAAUAUAAAAGAAGUCGGUUCCUCGAUUCUUGGCAUGUUAUUAGAAACGAUAGAAAAGGAAAAUGUAAACAUUGAGUUUGAUCAUACCAAAUCAGGUAUCAUUGUCGAGACACCUGAAGUUGUUGAACAAACUGAGUCUCUUUUUCCAUCUGAUACCAUUUGUGAUCAAGCUGACUAUUCUCGGCUAGACAUAGGACAAGUACAUAGCACUUGUACCAUUAUUGAAAAUGAAAAUAUAAAAGAAGUCGUUUCCACUGGUAUUGGCAUAUUACUAGAUACAAAAGAAAAUGAAAAUAUGAGUAAUGAGGUUAAUAGUACUAAAGCAACCAUCACGGUUGAGACAACCGCAGUUAUUGAACAAUAUGAAUCUCUUGUUCCGUCUAAUAUCACAUAUGAACAAGCUGAAUAUUCUGUACAAGACACACCACAAGCACUAAACACUUGCACGAUAAACGAAAAUGAAAAUGCUAAAGAAGUCGAUUCCAUUGAUUUUGGCAUAUCAUUGGAAACAAUAGAAAGGGCAAACGUAAACAUUGGAAUUGAUGAUACUAAAUCAGCCAUGACUGUUGAGGCACCUGAAGUUGUUGAACAAACUGAGUCCCUUGAUCCAUCCGAUAUCACUUAUGAUCAAACUAAAUAUUCUCUUCUAGACACAGCACAAAUACAUACCACUUGCACCAUGAUUGAAAACGAAAAUAUAAAAGAAGUCACUUCCUCGAAUGCUGGCAUAUUAUUAGAAACAAUAGAAAAGGAAAAUGCAAACAUUGACUUUAAUCAUACCAAAUCAGGUAUCAUUGUCGAGACACCUGAAGUUGUUGAACAAACUGAGGCUCUUGGUCCAUCUGAUACCACUUAUGAUCAAGCUGAAUAUUCUGUGCCAGAUAUAGCACAGGUACUUAGCACUUGUACCAUAAUUGAAAAUGAAAAUAUGUUAGAAGUCGCUUCCACUGAUGUUGGCAUAUUACUAAACACAAAUAAAAAUGUAAAUAUAAGUAAUAAGGUUAAUAGUACUAAAGCAACCAUCACGGUUGAGACAACCGCAGUUAUUGAACAAUAUGAAUCUCUUGUUCCGUCUAAUAUCACAUAUGAACAAGCUGAAUAUUCUGUACUAGACACACCACAAGCAAUAAACACUUGCACGAUAAACGAUAAUGGAAAUGCUAUAGAAGUCGAUUCCACUGAUUUUGGCAUAUUAUUAGAAACAAUAGAAAAGGAAAAUGUAAACAUUGGAAUUGAUCAUACUAAAUCAGCCAUCACUGUUGAGGCACCUGAAGUUGUUGAACAAACUGAAUCUCUUGAUGCAUCCGAUACCACUUAUGAUCAAGCUAAAUAUUCUGAGCUAGACACAGCACAUGUACAUACCACUUGCACCAUAACUGAAAAUGAAAAUAUGAAAGAAGUCGAUUCCUCUGAUGUUGGCAUACUACUAGUAAUAAAAGAAAAUGAAAAUAUAAGCAAUGAGGUUGAUAGUACUAAAGCAUCCAUUACAGUUGAGGCACUUGCAGUUAUUGAACAAUAUGAAGCUCUUGUUCCAUCUAAUAUCACAUAUGAACAAGCUGAAUAUUCUGUACUAGACGCACCACAUACAGAAAACACUUGCACAAUAACCGAAAAUGGAAAUGCUAAAGAUGUUGAUUCCACUGAUUUUGUAUUAUUAUUAGAAACAUUGGAAAAAGAAAGUGUAAACAUUGGGGUUGAUGAUACUAAAUCUGUAAUAACAUUUGUGGCACCUGAAGUUAGUGAACAAACUGAGUUUCUUGAUCCAUCCGAUACCACUUAUGAUCAAGCUAAAUAUUCUGUGCUAGACACAGCACAAUUACAUACCACUUGCACUAUAAUUGAAAAUGAAAAUACAAGAGAAGUAAAUUCCUCAGAUACUGGCACAUUAUUAGGAACAAAAGAAGAGGAAAAUGUAAUCAUUGGGAUUGAUCAUACCAAAUUAGCUAUCACUGUAGAGGCCCCUGAAGUUGUUGAAAUAACUGAAUCUCUUAUUCCAUCUGAUACCACUUAUGAUCAAGCUGAAUAUUCUGUCCUAGAUAUAUCACAGGUACAUAAUACUUGUACUUUAACUCAAAAUAAAAAUGUUGAAGAAGUCGAUUCCGCCGAGUCGAUUUCUAGUAAUAUGCGCAUAUUACUAGAAAUAUUAGGAGGGGAAAAUGUAAAAAACACGUCAGGAGAGCCAGAAAAAUUAAGAGUUGAAUGUAAACUACCGUCAGCACAACAAGUAGCUUACGAUGACGAUGGAGAAAUAAAUAACUUGAAUUUUACGUGUGAUAGCCUGUUUAAAACUGCGGCGAUUGAUUUACUUGAACAAAUUAUUGCUGCAGCUGAAACAGCAACUUUAGAUCAAACUGAAAUAAUUAAUGAAUUUAAUUUAAAAACUGAAGAUCAAACUUGCAAGCCUGAAAAAUCUGUAGCAGAUUCAUCUGCACAUAGCUCAAAUAACAUAUUAAUAACAGAAAGAGAAAGUAAGGGAACAGAAAAAAAUAAAAUCAUGAAAACAAAGGUAGAACAAAGUACCAUUUCUAUUAACGAAUCCAAAAAUAAAUUGGAAAACAAAGAAGAAGAUAUCCAUGAAGAUGCAGAAAUUAUAUCUUUAGAAAACACUGCAUCUGAUUACACCAAAGAUGUUAAAGCUUCAGCAGAUGAUUUCCAAUUGGAAACUACUGUAAUAGAUAUGAUUGAACCAAUAAAUGCAGCAGCUGAAAGAUCAACGACUGCAGAUAUUGUGCAAACCAAGUAUGAUAAUAUAACAACAGAUACUUUGAGUCAAAACAAUGAACUUGAAAUAAAUGAGAAAAUUUCUGUAAUGCCAGAAAAAAUAAAAAUUAAAUGUAAAGUUCCGUCGGUAGAAGAAGACAUAUAUGAAGAUCCCGGUGACGUGGAACUUUUCCAUGGUAAUGAUGAUAGCAAGCCAGAUAAUUUAUCAGGUGAUAUGGUUGAAUCAGUCAAAAUAACAGCUGAAAUUGCGGUGCCUAUAAUAUUUGAACAAACCGGAAGUCUUGUGUUAAAUGAUACAAAGUCUUUCCAGGAUGAAGAUGUUGUCAAAGAAACGAUGCAAAUAAGUAAUCUGAACUCUAAAAGUGAAGUUGCAAAUAUUAUUGAAGAUAUUAAUGACGGUAUCGAUAUACUGAAGUCCAAUUCAGAAUUCGAUACCUCUCGCCAAAAAAUUACAAAAGGUUCAGAUUUACAGUAUGUUGAAACUGCAGCUCCAUUAGGAGAACUCGUGAAACCAUUAGAACAAGAGUUGUCUAAAGACACUGGCACAAAAACGAAUACUGAUGAGGUUCCGUCAUGUGAUGUUGUAAAUAAAGACAUAGUAUCUACCGUGCUAAAAGAAGCAAUAAAAGUAGUAACCGCUGCAAUCCUCGAACAGCCAACGGUACCAGAUAUAACGUCAAUACAAACGGCUAACUUUUUACGUCAACUGAGUUUGGAUGAGUGCACUAUAAAUACAGAAUCACCUAAUAAUUUACAGUCGUUGCAAGAAACAUCAAUGAUUACGGAAUGUAUAAACGAGGAUGAUUUAAAAAGUGUUGAUAUCACCGGAAGCAAUGUGUUGCUCCAUACUGAGUCUUCAGUUGAAUGCAUAAACAAUAAAACAAACGAAGAAUUUCUACAUUCUCCAAAUUUCCAAAUUGCCGAGAACGAAAAUUAUUACAUAACGCCAAUUGAGUACUAUGUGGAAAGUAAUAACGUCCUUCCUUUAGAAUCGUACGUCAGUUUUGAACAAUCUGAAGAUAAGUACAAUAUAGAACCAUUAAAAUUUUCCUGUAUUGAAGAGAACAUGGCGUCAGCUGUAAUUUCAGAUAAUUAUGUAACUGAAAUCAUUGUUAAAGAAGACUUAACUAAAUUAGAUUUGACUGAUUCCCCAAUGUUCAAACACGAGCAAGUAGAUAUUUCAGAAUCAAAAAUUUAUCAUUUUGGAGAAUCGGAAAGGUUGGACCAAAGUAAUACCAAACAAUUUCCUUUAUGUGCUGAAAUCAUAGAUUCAGUUUUAAGAAAAAAGGAAACAAAGGACAAGCUCAAUAGUGAACUUCCAACAAAAAUAAAAAUUGUGUCCAGUAAAUUUCUUCAGCAUAUGGUAGAAUUUUUGUCCGAAGAAAUAACUGAAGGCAUAGAAGAAAUGUCAAAAUUGAGCGCAGCAAAUUUAAAAGAAACUGUAAGCAUAGUAAAAGAAUUAAGCGAAAACGCAAUUGUUGCUGCUAAUUCUUUAAGUAUAGAAGAAAUAAUUUCCUUAAUGCAAGAAGCAAGAAGUCCACAAGCACAACUAAUUGAACAAUUGAAUACAUCAUUAAAUACAUUACUAAUUAGUGUAUUGCAAAAUAAGGAAGAAUUAGCUGUACCUUUGUCAACUGAAACUUUACAUAAAAUAUCCGUCGCCACGAAAAAUUUACUAGAAGACAUUAGAGCUAUUGUCACAACCAUAAUAGUUGAAUCGUCACCAGUUGAUACGCUGGCGGAAUCAACUAGAGAGCAAUCUUUGAAGGAUCUAGAGAACUUGCUAAAAGAUGUCACUGAAAGAAUUGAUAUAUCUUCUGGCGAUAGGUCAGUUGAAGAUACAGAAAUACUUCAAAAUAAUUUAGAUGAGGUCCAAACAGUUAUUAUUAAAUUAAAGCGAGAUUUUGAUGGAACAGCGAAUGACACUCUCAAUGAAACUCUUGAAGAUUUAGAGUGCAGUGUGAGGAGUGUUCAACUUCAAAUUACUGAAGAUAGUCCACCAGAACUUUUAAGGGAAGCUUGUGCAACUUUGCAACUAUUAGUGAAUAAUAUGACUGAAACUCAAAAUAUUCACGUUGCAGAAAUAGUGCCUACAGUAACAAAAUCGACAGAUGUAUUAGAAAAAUGUUCCAGUGAAACGGAACAAACUGUACAACUGCUUGAAAUUGCAUCCGAUAUUGAUGUUACUGGACGUAGUCAUUUGAAUGACAUUGUGUCAAAUUUAAAUAAUCUUAGAAACACAAUGAAGUCACUGAAAAUGGGAUUCUCUGGUAAUUCUGAUACUCUUAUAGAAAAAGGGAUUGAUAUUGUAAUAAAUCUUGAUCAAAUUGAAGAAAAAGUAUUUUCUAUUGAGAAGGACAUAGAUUCGGAGCCUAAUCUUCCUCCACAUAUUAGAGAUAGUAUAGUAGCUGCUGUUCAUUCUGUUUACGGCAGUAUUUCGAAUAUGCGUGGUACCAUAUCUAGUGUUCAAAAACAGUAUAUGUUUGAAAAUUAUGGAAAACCAUCUGAAUAUCUCCUGAAAUCUAUAAAAAAUAUCAGUUUUUUGUGUAAUAGUGAAGAUGUAGAUAAAACUGCAUGGAAGCAGUUAUCAAAGUCCAUACGGAAAGUAUUGAACCAUUUUGAAGAUAUAAAAUUUUAUAUUAAUUUAGAUAAAACUGCUAGAUUACCAAGUGAUGCGGCUUUUACAAAAAUAAUUUUGGAAGAACUUAAAAGCAAAAUGGAACAAAUUUCACGAGCUGAAGAGUUAGAUUCAGAGUCCAGCCAAAUAAUUAGUGAUGCUUUGAAAUGUUUAGACUUUGAAUUAAACAUUAUUGAAACUAGAUCAUCUUUAGAAGUUAAAGAAAAAAUACCAAUAUUCAAAAAACUAUCAUCGCACGUUUUAGACGCAACUAAAUGUAUAAAUAAUAACUUAAUAAUGAAAUUGAAAAACCAGAAAAAGGUAGCUGAAACCAGCGAGAGUGGCAAAUCGGAUUUACAGUUUCCAGGUGGCUUAGAAAAAGAGAACGUAGAAAUGCGUUCUACACAAAUGAAACAUUCGAAAGCUGAAGCAGCUAACUUACAAGAUCAGCUUAUUCAUGAAGCUAUAAUAUCUGUAGCUGCUAAUGAAGAACAAUCCUUACCAAAAGAAGAGCAGUCAGUUUCAAACGUGUUAGAAAGUUACAAAGAUACAGAUGCACUGCCUUCUACUAGUAUGCAAGAAGAAGAAGCUACUGGAGCUACAGAUAGUUACAAAUAUUUAGAUGCAGUGCCUUCUACUAGUACGCAAGAAGAAGAAGCUAUCAAAGAAACUAUUUCUAAAAGUGAACCACAAAAACUGGUAAUAUUUGUGGAACCAAAUACCAUCGAAAUGAGUAUUGAGAACAAAAAAGAUCAACAUGAUCAAGAUCAAACCAUUUCGGGUAACCUAGUAACUAACAAUCAAGAAGAACUUACAGCUCAUGAGGAAUUACAUACAAGCUUAAAUGGAUUGGAUUCCAAAAAAAAAUCAGAAGUAGCUCAAUCUGCUGAUGGUAGUGAUAGCUUAGGAACGAAUAUAGUAAAAAAAUCAAAGGAUAAAGUUACAUUCGAACAAGUCCAUACUGUAGAAGAAAAUAGUGAUAGCACCUUAGAGCAUGGUUUAAUAAAAGAUUAUGAUGAACAAGUUUUUGAACAGUCAGCAAAAGACUUGAUAACUGAAAAUGCUUCUAAGCAGUUGCUGGAAUCUGAUAAAAAUAUAGUAGAAGAAACGAAAUCUCUAUCAUAUGCAGAAGAUAUUGAACAUGACAAAAAUGAACGAAAUGAUGAUAAAAUGCAAGAUAGUAAUAAUAACAAUAAUCAAGAAAAAAAUACCGCACUACCAGAAUUAAGCCUUCCAAAUGAAGAAAUAGAAAAAAAUCAAUCAAAAAGAACAACGGUAGAUGUAGCUUUUGAAAAACAAGCUAAAGAUGAAGAUAAGCCUCACGCUGAUUUACAAGAUGUUAAUAUAGAGAACAAUCAAGUAGUUUGUGUGUCUGGAGUAAUUGAACAAGUAGUACACAAAAGUUUUGAAGAGCUAUGCGAAGGUGCAGAAAAUGAUAAAACUUUGAUACAAUCAAAGGAUCAAGAAAGAGAAGUUCAAUUGCACAAAGAAGCAGAUGUCAUUGAUAAGGCAUCUCAAGAUGAAGGAUCACGAGACGAACGUGAAAAUUCUCAAAAAGACACAAUCAGGAGCAAUAUAACAAAAGACAAUGAACUACUUGUAAUAAAGAAGAAAGAAGAUAUACUUGAAACGAUCGAAAAGGAAAGAUCAAUAAAUGAAACGGAAACUCGAAAUCAAACAAUAGGGGCGACAUCACAACAGCAACAUGAACUAGCUGAAAAAGAAAAAUUCGAGAAUUUGAAACAAAUGCAUGAAGAUGCAGAUAUAACAAAAAAAGAAGAAAAUGAAAUAAGAGAAAUGGAGCAGCAAGAAGUCCCUAUACAAAGACAAAAAGAAGAGCAUGAACAAUAUCAGCAACAAAACUUACCUAAAAUGUUAGAUAUGGAGACAAGAGGGUCCAAAGAAAAAGAAACAAAAGCUUUAGAUGGGAAAAAACUAGAAAGUGAGGAAAACAAAACUCUCGUGCCAUUACAGAAAAAAGAAGAAACAUUACUUCAUAAAGAAAUAUUAUCUGCGGAAGUAAAGGAGGAUGAUGAGAAAGAAAUUCAAGAUGAAAAAGAAAUAAAAUGGCUUAAACAGGAAGAAAUAUUAACAGGAAGGGUUCAAGAAGCCGAAAAGUGUUCGGAUCAAGAAUUACCUGAGAAAGAAAAGACAAAACAUGAGGAAAAGAGACACGAAAACAGUGAAGAGACAGUGAAUAAGGCAAUGAAGGAGAAAGCAGUUCUCAUACAAAAAGAGCAAAAAGCAGAGGAAGGACCACUUCAAGAAAUACAACAACCUGAAAAAGAUAAGAACAAAAAUGAAAAAAAUCUGCAGCAAGAAAAAGAAUUAAUGGAGAUAAAAACGAAAUUAAAAACAGAAAAUGAAGGAAAAGCAGCUCUCAUGCAAAAAGAAGAUGCAGAUGAACUGCGUCAGAAACAAGAAAAAGCUGAGAAAAAUGAAAUAGAAACUGAGGAAGGAAUGCAUGGAAAAAAUGAUAUGUUAGUUAAAGAACAGAAAGAAAUAAAAGCAAAGGAGGAGCAAGAAGCUCUUAUAGAGAAACAAAAAAAAGUGGACGAACUAAGUCAAACAAAAGAAUUAGCUGUAGAAGAAGAGGGGAUGCAAAAACAAAAGGAAUUGAGUGAGGAAGAAGAAAAACAAAAAGAAGAAAAGGUAGAACAAGAAGUACUACUAGAAGUUAAAAAACAGAAAGAAGCUGAUGAAAUGCGUGUUCUACAAGAACAGGCUACGAAAGAAAAGACUGACAAAAAAAACAGGAUGCAACAAGAAAAUGAAUUGAAAGAUAUUGAAAAGAAGGAAAGAACAGAAAAGGAGGAACAAGACGAUCUUAUACAGAAACAGAAUGAAGCUGAUGAACUGGGUCAAAAUAAAGAGAAAGAAACGGUCAGGAAUGAAGAGGGGAUGCAGCAAGAAAAUGAAUCGGAAGAGAAGGAGGAGAAAGAAAAUACAGAAUUAGAAGAACAAGAAGCGUUCACAUCAAAAUCAAAAGAACUAGCUAAGAACGAACAAAGCGAUACUGAAAUGAGGUCGCAACAACAGAAGGGAUUGAAAGAGAAGGACGCGAAGGAAUCAAAUGAUAAGGAAGAACAGGAAGUUCUAAUACAGAAUCAGAAAGAAUCAGAUGAAAUGCUACAAAAACAAGAACAAGCUGAGAAAGAAAAGAUCCAAAAUAAAAAGAAAUUGCAGCAAGAAGAGAAAUUGAAAGAGAGGGAAGAGAAAGAAACAAAAGCAAAGGAAGAGCGAGAAACUCCCGCACAGAAACCCAAUGAAGCGGAAAAACUGUGUCAGAAACAAUACCAAGCUGAGAAUGAAAAGAUCGAAAAUGAAAAGAGUAUGCAGCAAGAAAAGGACAAGAUAGAGACAAGAGAAAAGGAAGAACAAGAACCUCUUGUACAGAAACAGAAAGAAGCGGAUGAUUGGCGUGAGAGACAAACUGAGAAAGAAAAGAUCGAAAAUGAAAAAAGGUUGCAGCAAGAACAUGAAUUGAAAGAGAAGGAAGAGAAAGAAACAGAAGAAAAGGAAGUACAAGAAGUACUUAUGCAAAAACAGAAAGAAACCGAUGAAUUACGUCAAAAACAAGAGCAGGAAAAAGCUGAGGAAGAAAAAAUCGAUAAUGAAAAAAGGUUUGAACAAGAAAUGGAAUUGAAAGAGAAGGUCGAACAAGAAACACGGGAAAAACAAGAACAAGAAGUACUCACACAUAAACAGAAAGAAGCUGAUAUGCUGCAAAAACAAGAACAAGCUGAAGAAAAAAAGGUCGAAAAUGAAAAAAAGAUGAAGCAAGAAUUAAAAAAGAAGGAAGAGAAAGAUAAAAUAGAAAAGGAAGAGCAAGAAGCUGUCAAACAGAAACGGAAAGAAGCGGAUGAACUGCGUCAGAAACAAGAACAAGCUAAGAAUGAAAAGAUCGAAAAUGAAAAGAGGUUGCAGCAAGAAAAUGAAUUGAAAGGGAAGGAAGAGAAAGGAACAGAAGAAAAGGAAGUACAAGAAGCACUUAUGCAAAAACAGAAAGAAACUGAUGAAUUGCGUCAAAUACAAGAACUAGCUGAGAAAGAAAAGAUCGAUAAUGAAAAAAGGUUUGAACAAGAAAAGGAAUUAAAAGAGAAGGUAGAAUAUGAAACACGGGAAAAAAUAGAACAUGGAGUUAUCAUACAGAAACAGAAAGAUGCUGAUGAUCUGUUGCAAAAACAAGAACAAGCUGAAAAAGAAAAGAUCGUAAAUGAAAAUAAGACGAAGAAAGAAAAGAAUAUAAGAAAGAAAGAAGAGAAAGAAAAACGAGAUAAGGAAGAGCAGGAAGCCCUCAUACAUAAACAGAAAGAAGCGAAUGAACUGCGUCAGAAACAAGAACAAGCUAAUAAAGAAAAGAUCGAAAAUGAAAAGAGGUUGCAGCAAAAUAAUAUAUUAGAUGAGAAUGAAACAGCAGAAAAAGAAGAACAAGAAACUCUAAUGCGAAAACAGAAAGAAACGGAUGAACUCCGACAGAAACAUGAACAAACUGAGAAAGAAAAUAUAGAAAACGAAAAGAUGUUGCAGCAAAAGGAGUUGAUGAAGGAAGAAGAGAAAGUAAAGAGAGAACAGGACGAACAAAAAACUCUCAUACAGAAACAGAAAGAAGCGGAUGACGUGUGCCAGAAACAAGAACAAGCUGAGGAAGAAAAGAUAGGAAAUGAAAAGAAGUUGCAGCAAGACGAGGAAUCGAAAACGAAAGAAGAGAAAGAAAAGAGAGAAAAGGAAGAACAAGAAGCUCUCAUACAGAAUCAAAAAGAAGUGAAUGACGUGCGUCAGAAACAAGAACAAGCGGGAAAAGUAAGGAUUAAAAAUGAAAAGAGUUUGCAGCAAGAAAAUGAAUUGAAAGAAAAGGAAGACAAAGAUAAGAGAGAAAAAGAAGAGCAGGAAACACUCAAACAAAAACAGAAAGAAGCUGAUGAACUGCGUCAGAAACAAGAACAAAACGAAAAAGAGAAAAUUGAACAUGAAAAGAGAUUACAGCAAGAAAAGGAGGAGGACGAGAAAGAAAAAAGAGAAAAAGAAGAUCAAGAAGCUCUCAUACAGAAACAGAAAGAAUCUGAUGACCUACGUCAGCAACAAGAACAAGCUGAGAAAGAUAAGAUUGAAAAUGAAAAGAAGCUGAAGCAAGAGAAAAAAAUUAAAAAGAAAGAAGAGAAAGAAAAUAGAGAAAAGCAAGAGCAAGAAGCUCUCAUACAUAAACAGAAAGAAGCGGAUGAACUGCGUAAGAAACAAGAACAAGCUGAAAAAGAAAAGAUAUUGCAGCAAGAAAAGGAAUUAAAAGAGAAGGAAAAGAACGAAAAAACAGAAAAGAAAGAGCAAGAAGCUCUCAUACAGAAACAGAAAGAAGCUGAUAAACUGCGUCAGAAACAAGAACAAGACGAAAAAGAGAAAAUUGAACAUGAAAAGAGAUUACAGAAAGAAAUGGAGGAGGACGAGAAAGAAAAAAGAGAAAAAGAAGACGAAGAAGCUCUCAUACAGAAACAGAAAGAAUCUGAUGACCUACGUCAGCAACAAGAACAAGCUGAGAAAGAAAAGAUUGAAAAUGAGAAGAAACUGAAGCAAGAGAAGAAAUUGAAAAAGAAGGAAGAGAAAGAAAAUACAGAAAAGGAAGAGCAAGAAGCUCUAAUACAGAAACAGAAAGAAGCUGAUGAACUUCGUCAGAAACAAGACCAAGAUGAAAAGGAAAAACUUGAACAUGAAAAGAGAUUACAACAAGAAAAGGAGGAGGAAGAGAAAGAAAAAAAAGAAAAGGAUGAUCAAGAAGCUCUCAUACAGAAACAGAAAGAAUCGGAUGACCUGCGUCAGAAACAAGAACAAGCUGAGAAAGAAAAGAUUGGAAAUGAAAAGAAGCUGAAGCAAGAGAAAAAAAUUAAAAAGAAAGAAGAGAAAGAAAAUACAGAAAAGGAAGAGCAAGAAGUUCUCAUACAGAAACAGAAAGAAGCGGAUGAACUGCGUAAGAAACAAGAACAAGCUGAAAAAGAAAAGAUGUUGCAGCAAGAAAAGGAAUUAAAGGAGAAGGAAAAGAACGAAAAAACAGAAAAGGGGGAACAAGAAGCUCUAAUACAGAAACAGAAAGAAGCUGAUAAACUGCGUCAGAAACAAGAACAGGGUGAAAAAGAAAAAAGUGAAUAUGAAAAGAGAUUACAACAAGAAAAGGAGGAGGAAGAGAAAGAAAAAAAAGAAAAGGAUGAUCAAGAAGCUCUCAUACAGAAACAGAAAGAAUCAGAUGACCUGCGUCAGAAACAAGAACAAGCUGAGAAAGAAAAGAUUGAAAAUGAGAAGAAACUGAAGCAAGAGAAGAAAUUGAAAAAGAAGGAAGAGAAAGAAAAUACAGAAAAGGAAGAGCAAGAAGCUCUAAUACAGAAACAGAAAGAAGCUGAUGAUUUGCGUCAGAAACAGGAACAAGAUGAAAAAGUAAAAAUUGAACAUGAAAAGAGAUUACAGCAAGAAAAUGAAUUGAAAGUAAAGGAAGAGAAAGAAAAGGAAGAGCAAAAAUUUCUCAACCUAAAACAGAAAGAAUCGGAUGACCUGCGUCAGAAACAAGAACAAGCUGAGAAAGAAAAAAUUGAAAAUGAAAAGAAACUGAAGCAAGAAAAGAAAUUGAAAAAGAAGGAAGAGAAAGAAAAUAGAGUAAAGACAGAGAAAGAAGCUCUAAUACAGAAACAGAAAGAAACUGAUGAACUGCGUCAGAAUCAAGAACAAGAUGAAAAAGAAAAGAUUGAACUUAAGGACAGAUUACAGCAAGAAAAGGAGGAGGAGGCGAAAGAAAAAAAAGAAAAGGCUGAUCAAGAAGCUCUCAUACAGAAACAGAAAGAAUCGGAUGACCUGCGUCAGAAACAAGAACAAGCUGAGAAAGAAAAGAUUGAAAAUGAGAAGAAACUGAAGCAAGAGAAGAAAUUGAAAAAGAAGGAAGAGAAAGAAAAUACAGAAAAGGAAGAGCAAGAAGCUCUAAUACAGAAACAGAAAGAAGCUGAUGAUUUGCGUCAGAAACAAGAACAAAAUGAAAAAGUAAAAAUGGAACAUGAAAAGAGAUUACUGCAAGAAAAGGAGGAGGAAGAGAAAGAAAAAAGAGAAAAGGAAGAUAAAGAAGCUCUCAUACAGAAACAAAAAGAAGCGGAUGACCUGAAUCAGAAACAAGAACAAGCUGAGAAAGAAAAGAUUGAAAAUGAAAAGAAGCUAAAGCAAGAGAAAAAAAAUAAAAAGAAAGAAGAAAAAGAAAAUAGAGAAAAGGAAGAGCAAGAAGCUCUCAUUCUGAAACAGAAAGAAGCGGAUGAACUUCGUAAGAAACAAGAACAAGCUGAAAAAGAAAAGAUGUUGCAGCAAGAAAAAGAAUUAAAGGAGAAGGAAAAGAACGAAAAAACAGAAAAGGAAGAACAAGAAGCUCUCACACACAAACAUAAAAAAGCGGAUGAACUACGUCAAAAACAAGAACAGGUUGGGAAAGAAAAUAUUGAUAAUGAAGAAAAGAGGUGGAGUGAAGAAAACAAGAAAGCCAAGGAAGAACAAGAAAUAACAGAAACAUUUUUGCAAAAAGAAGACUCGGGUGAAGGAACGUUGGAGAAAGUGAAGAAAGAUAAAAAAAGGGCUGUAAGCAAAGAAAAGGAAGAAAACGUGACUACGCAAAAAUCCGAGCAAGAGGCACUUUCAGGGGAACAAAAAAUAAAAGCAUCACAACAGCAAACCAAUGAAAGGGAAGAAGAAGAAUUCUGGAAAUUCAAAACAGAUACAAAAUCAAUAGAAAAACGCUUAGAAGAUGACAGCGAAAACUCAAUAAUCAAACGAAGAGUUAAAGAAUGUACUACAGAAUCUGAAAGAAAGAAUUCAUUACGAAAUUUUGGGCAGCAAGAAGAAGUAUCUGGUGUAUCUACACAGCACCAUAUCAAAGAAUACCAUUACGAACCCACGGGGCGGAAUAAUCCUGAUGAUAAGGAAAAACCGAAAUUUAUCGACCACAGUCAUCGAGAUUACACAAUGGAGUUUGUUCGACCUUCGGGAUACAGAGAACGAUCUUUUGAUAUGGAUAAUUUUGCACCUGACAGAGAAAGAAAUGACAGAAGUCCUGCUUAUAUAAAAGCUAGUUCCCUUAAGUUGGAUGCACAACUACGAUCGUCAUUGCCCCCUCAAGUUAGCAAAAUCAAUGAACCCACAGAACGUAGAUCAGAAGCUAGAUUGCGAUCAAAAGCCUUGAGUGAAGCUAGAAGUAUUACUUCUGAGAAAAGAAGUAGUGUUUCGCGCGAUAUAAAGAGAAAGCCUGUGUUUUCAACCUAUCUCACGGACAGAACUGCUGUGGAAGGAUCCAGGGUGAAGUUAACAUGUAGCGUGUUGUCGUCGAGUGACCCAACAGUGACUUGGUACCGAAAUGGUGUGCUGUUAGACAAUAAACUGAAGUACAGAACUAAAAUGGUCGACGGCUUGAUCACGUUGGAAGUCUUUAAUGCUGUUCCCAGUGAUUCUGCCGAAUACAGCUGUACAGUAGAGAACGAGAAUGGUUCCGUGAAUACGUCAGCUAACCUUAAAGUUUAUCCUAGUUUCGAAGCAUCUCCUAUACCUCCCACGUUCACACGUUCCAUACGAGAUACGUAUCACCUUGCCGAAAAUGAAUUAGUCCUGGAGUGUCGUAUCCGUGGUCAACCUCUACCCACAAUAACGUGGCUGAAAGAUGACAAACCAGUUAGUACUGAUGAAAGAUUCCAAGCUUACUACCUCGCCGAUGGCGUAUGUAGACUCGCCAUCUCGCAUCCCACUCAAGAGGAUAGCGGCAAAUACGCUUGUAAAGCUGAAAACUCGGUAUGGUCAGAUCAAAUAACGCACGUCGUCAACUUUACAGGUAGAGAAAGCCGCCUGAGUCCUAACUUAACUACCGUCGAAAAAUCUCGACAAUCACGGCAAUCGUUAGAAUCUCGGAAACCCCAUUUCGGCAAUGUCCUGACUGAUUACAAUGUCUCGAGAGGCGGCACGAUUGGUCUGCAAGUUGAAAUUCAAGGAUCACCAACUAGAGUCGAGUGGCUGCGCGAAGGUCGUUCUGUGACUGCUAUCUAUUCUAACGCAAGGACCAUGGUCGAGCAAGGAUUAUACACGCUCGCAUUGUCGGAUGUCACAGAAAAAGAGUCUGGCAUGUACACUUGCAGAGCCUUCAGCAGUCAUGGCAUUGUUGACAUGAACGCAGCUAUAACUGUAGUCCAACCAAAUGAGUUGGACGGCAAGCCCGCUAUUAUAGUCGGAAGACCAGAAAAGGAUGUUCUGAUAUCUAUAGGCGAAGACCUUAAUAUAUCGUUCCGGGUUCAAGGUGACCCAAAGCCAAAGGUGAUAUUUAUGAAAGGUAUUCGAGAUAUUACAAACAGCCAGCGAGUCUGCAAGAUGACUUCGGAUGAUUACAUGAAGUUCACAGUUAAAAGAUCAGUUAUAUCUGAUGCUGGGACAUACUGCAUUCUUGCGAGAAACGCAUAUGGUUGUGAUAGAGCUUUUGUGACUGUUGUGAUCAGACAAAGAGCUUCUUCCGACAACUUGAUUACGGACUGGACAUAUCCAACUGAUGAAUCCUCUUUAAGCAUCGCCGAAAGGAAAUACAAAUCUGUGCCCGAUCGCAUCCCGGGCGAACCGAGCGUCGUCGACGGUGGAAAUAACUGGGCCUCUCUCUCGUGGCCGAAGCCUGACUCCAGCUCGGCGGCACCAGUCCUCGCAUACAAGGUCGAGAGCUGGCUGGUGGGCAAGGAAGGAGGCGCUCGCUGGACCGAAUUAGGCAUCACACCACUCAACUCUUUCGACGUCUUCAAUCUCAAGCAAGGGGAAGAAUACCACUUUAGGGUAACACCUCGAAACAGAUACGGUUGGGGUGAAUCAGUCCAAACUUCUACAUCUAUCGGGGUCGGAUUGGCUGGCGACAGGCCGGAGUUUGUAGACACUUUGCCCGGGCAAUUGAAAGUGUUGAUCGGGCAGACUGCGAGCUUGAGUUGCAGCGUUAAAGGGAAGCCGGCUCCAGAAGUGAUUUGGAUGAAGAACGGUCAUGAGGUCGAGGAUGACAGGAGGGUGAAGAGUUCCUUCAACGGCUAUGAUUGCAACCUGACUAUUGAAGACAUCGCUGUAGAGGAUGAGGCGCGGUAUAGUUGUGAAGCGAGCAAUGCGCACGGCCGGGCGUCUACUUAUGCCAGACUAGCUGUCGUCACUGAUAGAUUGAUUUGGGAAGCGGAUGCAAAGCUCAAAAGGGAACGAUCAGCGGAUGUUUUGGGAGAGUAUCCCCCCCAAUUUACGAUGAGGUUGCGCGACCGACGGGUGCAGGCGACGUAUCCGGUACGACUGACAUGCCAGGUGGUGGGAAGUCCUCCUCCCAACGUCACUUGGUUCAAGGACGGCCAACAGAUCGCUAUGGACGGUCGCCACACCAGCUCGCAGGACGAGCACUUCCAUACUCUUGAGAUCGCGCCAACCACCCUGGAAGACGGAGGCGUGUAUGAGGCCAUGGCCAGGAACAGCAGCGGCGCCAUCAGCUGCCACUGCAGCCUGGUGGUGGACAAGGGUAUCAGGGCGUACGUGGCCCCAGAGUUCUGCUGCGGCCUGGAACCACUGUACAGGUUACAUGAGGGUGACGAAUUGAGGAUAUCGGCAGUAGUGGAAGCGUACCCCUCCGUAGGGGUGACAUGGUACAGAGACGGAGUGAGACUGAGGCCGAGUCGUCGUGCCAUCAUGACCCUGGAUCGCGACGGUCAAACAGAACUAGCUUUGGCUUCCGUUACUCCUCGUGAUGCUGGCGUGUAUUCCUGCACCGCUUCUAACGAGGUUGGGAGAGCUACCACGUCAGGAAAGGUGGAGGUCAUCGGCGAUGGAGUCAGCUCAGAGAAGAAGAUGACCCUGCCAGUUCUGAUCAGCCCAGAUGUACCAUACUCCAAGGAGCCGAUGUUCGUUAGGAAGCCAAGGUCCAGCGAGGCCCGGGAAGGUGACAUGGUCAUCAUUCAGUGUGAAGUGGUGGGAGACCCGAAGCCUGACGUCUACUGGCUGAGGGACUUCCUGAAGCCUGAUUACUACCGUGACGCGAGUCACUUCAAGCGAGUCGGCGACGGACCUGAAUACCGGUUUGAGAUUCCUCACGCAAAGCUGGACUACACCGGCGCCUACUCUGUGGUCGCCAAGAAUGUGCACGGAGAGGCGAAGGCUAUCAUAUCCCUGCAGAUCCUGGCUAAAGAUAUCAGCUCUACGGAAGAGCAUAACAUAAGUUAUGGGCGGGUGGACGUAAUCCCCCGAUUCGAGCGGGAGCUAACGGACCUGCUAUGCCACGACGGCGACGCGGUGGAGUUUGAGUGCCGCGUCUCCGGCGACCCGGAACCGGACAUCCGGUGGUUCCACUACACAGAGUUUAUUCGCGAAUGUCCUGACUUCGAAUGGUCAUACGAAGACGGCGCCGCCCGGUUUAAGAUUAAACAAGUGACGGCUGAAGAUGAAGGCACUUACCUCUGCGAAGCCUCCAACUGCCUCGGGAAGGCCACGUCCACCGCCUGCCUUGUGGUGUACCCGCCGGGCGAGCCUAAUACCCUGAGCCAGCGGUUGCGUCGCCCACCGGCGCUUCUGUCUGCGACUUCCACGCCCCGCUCCACGCCGCGAACCACGCCCGCGCGCUCCGUAUCAAGAACACCAGGUCCGGACGUUAGACGGCUAUGCAGCCCAUCACGCCAAAUGGCGCCCAAGUUCUACACUUACCCAUUCAACAAGGUGGUGGAGGAAGGUGACCACGUCGUGUUCCAGUGCGCGGUGCGAGGCCUGCCCGCGCCGUGGGCCACGUGGGACAAGGACGGAGUGAUCAUCACGCCCUCCUCCCGCAUAACCAUCAAGGAGAAGGACGAGAUUCUGCGGAUCCUAGAGAUUGAACAAGUGACGAUCGAUGAUGUGGGACUCUACAGGAUCACGCUCGAGAACGACUUCGGAAGAUGCCUCGCCCAGGAGGGCCCACAGGAGGCUGCCCUCCCUCACAAGACAAGACUGAUGAACAACGCAACACGAGAUUCAGAAGCUGGUGUACUAAUUAAGAAGGAAACGACGCACCCUAGUGAUUUAUUUAUUUGCAGUAAUUAA